GGUGAAUGGAGGUCACCGCAGACAGUGUGUGAGUCUCAGCGGUGAGACAGAAAGGGGGAGAGGGAGGACGGACAGCGGCCAGCCGCCUUCAAAAAUGGCGUCUCCGGAGGAAAAUGAGUAAAAAAUAUUAAAACGCGGCCUAGUUUCUUUACACUUCCUCGCUCGGUUUCUUUUGCUUUUUCACGCUCUGGUUGCUUUUCUCCGGUGUGAGUAAACUCGUCGUCGCUUUUACUUGAAUGGCCAAAGAGCUGAAAAAAAGGGGAGCGAGCAUUUGGGGAAAUAAAAGCAGCCCUGUUUUAUUUUGAUGCGUCGUUACUGACAGCUAGCAUCUGCUGCUAACCCACAGCUCUGCUCCGGAGGGGGGUGGGAACGACUUUGCAUGCAAAGGAAAAAAAAAAGAUUUUCAAACUGGGGAUUUCUUUGCUCGUCUUUGGGGAAUGGAUUGAUACCAACGUGGCCGGUCAAUCGCAAUCUUUUCUGGUGCUAGCAUCGUAGCAAAACUAGCCUAAAGAAAGGGGAGGAGAGACGGCGAAAAAGGACGCAUUCAAAUCAAAUGUUUAUCAGCAGUUCGUCCAUCACCGGUGAAAUCGGCGGCAUCUUCAUCAUGACCGUAAAUGAUUUUGGAGUACAUCUGCAUUCGUGGAAAUGAUAAACGUGAGAGGCGUAGGAAAAGGAGAAAGACUGGGUUUUUUUGGAGGUGGUUGGAUUAUAACCCCGUAGACCCCCCUCUUUUUUCAUCCAGCUUUCUCCUCCUCCCCUCCAUUUCUCUUUCAAUAUGCUGUUUUCCACUCCUGAGGACUUGCUUAUGAAACCGGGGAAAAUAGCCUGAAACCGAGAACGGGAAAGACAAGAUUUUUUUUCCGUAUUCUGCUCUGCGACGUUCUCGUUGCUUUCGUCCUCAUCGCACACAUUGUACAGCACAUAAAUGGAUAGAAAUUACCCGGGAACAGGAUUCGGCGAUUUGGGCGCAGGAGCAGGAUGGAGUUACGAGAGAUCGGCAAAAGCAAGUCUUGUAUAUGGGAGUUCCAGAUCAUCCCACCCAGAGUCUGAGCUCCUUCACCGACAAGCCUACGCCACCCCACACCCUCUGCAGGGCUAUGCCACCAAUCACCACCCAGGGAGCUCUGGCCAAGGCGGGGCUUGGGGAGCAGCUGGACGGAGUUUGGGUCUGUCAGGGCUCUUUGACACUGGUUUGCAUCAUGCCAGCCCCUCUGCUCCCGAUGCCUCUGUCAUGAAUCUGAUUUCAGCCUUGGAGUCCCGGGGUCCCCAGCCUCCACCCUCUGCCUCAUCCCUACUUUCACAGUUCCGCACACCAUCCUGGCAGACAGCGAUGCACACGCCUGCUCCUCCUGAACUAUUCAUCUCUGGAGCCCUUCCUGGCUCUGGCUCUUUUCCCUCCUCCUCAGCUCUGUCAGCCUAUCAGCACCCAGCAUCCUUCUCCAGCCGCUCUUUCCCUGCUGCCUCCCUUUCCCUCCAGGACACACCCACGUUUAGUCCCACGUCCAAUGGUCUGCUCUCCCCACAUGACCCCCUCCUACACAUCAAGGCUCCUUCCCAGUCCAGCCUGGGUUUUGACAGACUCCUAUCCUCGCAGGGUGCUGCUGCAGCUGCCUAUAGGGGCAGCCAAGAUCCCACGGGUGCCACAUCCGCCCAGGCGUCUUCUGCCAGGCACCUGCAGUCACACCAGUUCAACUUGCUGUCAUCACAGCUCCAGGACCAGUCCUCCCAGCUGUACAAUGCAUCAGUGUUUUCCUCAGCCCAGCCUCAGCCUCAGUCACAGUCUCAGUCCAACUCUGCUCAGGAGCGGGCUGUACCCCGGCAGGACAGUGUCAUCAAGCACUACCAGCGGCCCACGCCUGCUCAGUCGCAGCUCUCAUCCUCUGCUGCCCACUCCCUCCAGCACUACCUCAGCUGUGGAGGGGCAGGGUACCAGCAGAUAGCCACCCACCACAGGCACGCUGGCCUUUCUUGCAGCCCAUUGGGUGACCAGAGCCCCACUGACCACAAGCCCACCUCUCGCACUGAGCAAUAUAGACCAAUCAUUCAGCCUCCCUAUUCCUCCUCCUCUUCUUCAUCUUCAUCCUCGGCUGGGAAAGGUACCAAAAGCAGUUCCAGUAGUGGCUAUUCAUCAGCCAGCUCAGCAUCAUCCUCAAGAACUCCUCACACACCCCCUUCUGCUCCCACUUCCUCCUCCUCAUCCUCUUCUUCUGCCACUUCUGGGGCUCAUCCCUCCAACUCAAUCCCAACCUCAAGCUCCAGUGCAGCCCCUUCGAGACAACAGCCACCCCCUCAGCCAGCUCCACCCCCUCCAACCCCGCAGCAGCAGCCACCUCCAACCUCCACCUCAACCCCACAGUCUCUUCCCAAAUCCUGUCUCUCAGGAUACGGGUCUCCCGUGCCCCCAGUGAAAACUCCCACCUCUGCUCUAACUGGUCAAACCCCACCGCAACAGCAGACCCAGUCAUAUUCCCCCAGUCAGCCUCCAACUUCACAUCUGGCUCAGUCUUAUGGAGGCUUCAGUUCCCCACAAGCCCAAGACCUGAGCUCAGGUACCGGUGGGAAGGGCUAUGGGAGUUUAGGAGGGAGAAGCCAGUCAUACUCUACUGACAUGUAUGGAACUGACUCUGCUUAUGGAUCACUUCCAUCUUCUCUGGGUGGUGCUGGUAGCCCUUCACUUGGCUAUGGAGCCCCAGGUCAUUCUCCUGCUCUUUUAAGGUCAAGUGGCUCAUCAGGUAGUGGCGCAUCAGGAGGAGGAGGAGGCAGCAGUGGCACUGGAAGUGGAAACUCUGGUUCAGGAGGAGGAGCAGGGAAUAGCAUGGCAAAUGAGAGAGGUGGGGGAGGUAGUGGCGGAGGUUCUUACCAUAUUCCAGACUCUAGCCCCUCCCCUUCUGGCAACUCAGGUAUUAUCCGACCAGGGUUGCACUCACCUGUGCCCGCCUGCCCUACACAGUCUCCUGGAGGGGCAGGCUCGAACAAAUAUAUAUCUUCAGUUCUCUCCCCCACUUUCUUAGCCUCUCCACAGGGUUAUCCUGACACCAGAGGUCCCAGCUCCCAGCCACAGUCCUAUCAUUCCACGUCCUCUAAAACAAAGGCUGACACUUCCAUGCUUGGAGUUGGAUCUCAGAGAUCCCAAGAGGAAGUAGAUGAUGAUGAUGAGUUUUUGAUCCAGCACCUGCUGCAAGCUCAAGCAAGUCCUGCUCCUCAGGCUGCUCAUCACCAUCCUCAGCAGCAACCCCAACAGACAUCCCAACAGACACAACCUCAGCCUCAGUCAGUUCCCCCCACCACUGACUCUGGCAAAGGGCUGAGUUAUGACAUGAGUAAAACCUCUGAGGAGAGAUACCAUCCUCAGAGUGUCAUACGCACUCACAGUGCCACAUCUAGUGCUGGAGUUGGUAAUACAGGGUCUGCAGGGUCCAUCUCAGGGCUGGACAACCAGUUAGAGAUGUCAUUAAAAAAGCAACAGCAUCAACAACACCAUCAUCCACAGCAACAACAGCAGCAAAGGAAUGAGAGAUCUGUUGGCAGCAGCAGGAGCAGCGGAGGGAGAGGCAGUACUGAACAAGUGCACUCCCACCUCCAUCACCAUGACAACCUAGGCUCAGUAGUCCAUUAUGGGCGGGGUGAUCCAUACUCCCAGCACUCCCUAGCUCCACAACACACCUCACAUUCUCAGCAUGUGCCCUCACACUCACAGAUACCUUCUCACACCCAAAUGGAGCUCCAAAAGAAACCACAGGAGCGUGCUGAAAUCCCCUAUCCUCGGAAAACACCUGAAGUCCAGCAACAGCAUUCUCAGUCUCAAGCUGCUUCUCUCAUGGAUUCCCCCACUGAUCAGUCCCGCCAGCCACCGCACCUGCUUCAGUCAGUGCUGUCCCACACCACCCGCAACAAACUUGAACCCCAUCGACAGCACCAACAGCAUCACAAAAUGGACUCCCACCAGCCACAUCAGCAGCACACAAAACUGGACUCCCACCCUCAGCAUCAGCAGCACCAGAAGAUGGAAUCCCAUCAGCAUCAGCAGCACCACAAAAUUGACUCUCACACACAACAUCAGCAGCACCAUAAAAUGGACUCCCAUCCCCAACAACAGCAGCACUCUAUUAGCCAACAACAAGCUGUAAUGGAAAGUGCUGGUGGGAGACUUGGCUCAAGCAAACAUCAAACUCAGUCUCAGUCCCAAACCACUCAGCUCCAGCUCCAACUCCAGUCCCAGGCUUUGGAGGUGGCAGCAGCUCACUAUAACCACGGCCCCCCUCCGCAUCAGCACGAGCAGAGCCAGGUGAAACAGAGCUCAGUGGUGUCUUCUUUAGACAUGCUGGAACGUUCCCUUUCUCAGACCUCUAGCACUGACGUGGCUGUCGCAGAGGACAGACGUGGAGGAGGCAGUGGCGGAAGGAGUGGAGGCAGCAGCGAGCGUCACAGACAACAGGAGCAGCAGCAGAGACAACACCCAUCCCACCAUCAGCCACAGCAGACCCAUCACUCACAGCAGCACUCUGCCUCUGAACUUCACUCUUUCCUUUCUGAGCCUGACAUUGGCUUAUCAACUCCCUCUCACAUGCACCAUCUUUCACAGCACCACCCGCAGCCACAGCAACAACCACAGCAUCCCAGUUCUCAGCACCAACAAACUCACUCUCACCAUUCUCACACACAGCCACACCCUCAGCCACAGCCCCCGCAUCCUCACCACAUACCCCCACCCUCUGCCUCAGCCCACUCCCAACCUGACCCUCAGCAGCCGCUCACAUCUCAGCUCACCCCACAGCAGAGCCAACUAGACCAACAACGUUCAGAGCAGCAUCAGUUUGAUACAGUCAGUCCAGUGGAGAAAGCAGACCAGAACCAACAAAGUAACCGCUUUGUGCCACUAACAUCGAUCUGCUUCCCAGAUUCCCUUCUUCAGGAUGAGGACCGUUCCUUUUUUCCAGGAAUGGAAGACAUGUUUUGUGCAGAUGACUAUAAGUCAAGCUGUGCCGGAGGUGCAGGACCAGGGCAGGAGGAGAUGAAUGAAAGUCACACAGGUCAAGAGGGAAUGGAUUCUAUGAAAGCUGGCCAGAGUGGAGGUGGAGCAGGGGCAAGUAGCGGCACAAGCUAUGACAUAAUGGGUCACCAUGGAGAUCAGGGUUAUGAACCUUACUGCCAUGGUCUGGAAGAGCCUAGCAACAACACCAUGACUUUAGAUUUAGACUCCCUUAAAACUCAUGAGCUCCCAUCCACUGUCAAUACUGAACAGCUUGGUUUGAUUCAGUCUCAGGCGCCAGCAAUGGGUAUGGGCUCAAAUAGUGCUGGACCUAACAACUCUGGAGCUAAACUGACCCCUGGGCCUGGAGGAACUAGCACAGGAGCUGGGUCUGGGGGCCUACAGUCUCCCAUUUUCUGUUCAUCUCGUCCCAAGAAGCUCCUCAAGUCAAGUUCUUUCCACCUGUUGAAGGAGCGUCGUGACCCUAACACACUGCCCAAAAAAAGUUAUGCUCAAGAAUACGAGUUUGAAGAUGAUGAGGAUAAAGCUGAUCAGCCAGCUGACAUUCGGUUAAACAGUCGGAGGCUCCCGGACCUACUGCCAGACUUGGUAUCGAGCUGCAGAAAGGGAGGAGGAAGUGGGUCCUUAAGCCCCUUAAUGGGGGACAUUGAUUUCUAUCAUUCAUCUGGAUACUCAUCUAUGGGUUCUCACUCUCUCAUGCCUCAAGAUACCCCCAAGAAGAGGGGCCGAAAGCCAACUAGACCCAAGAGAGAGGGUCCCCCAAGGCCAAGAGGCAGGCCCCGCAUCCGCCCUAUGCCUGAGCCCUACACACCACGAGGGAUGAUGGGAGACAUGGGUGGAACAGUAGGAGCAGGAAGUGGAUUCAAUGUGGAGGGGCGAGGCAGAGGAAGGGGUCGUGGAAGCAGAGGGAGAGGUGGGAGGAGGGAGGAUAUGUACAUGGAAAUGAGCGGGAAGGAGCAAGAACAGAUGCACCAUCAUCACCUCCAUCAGCAGCAACAGCAGCUCCAUCACCAGCCCCAACAGCAGCAGCAUGAGCCUAUUCCACCUCUUAAGAUAAAAUUACCCAUCGGUACCCUGUCCUCAUCUGACGCCUUGCUGAGGACAGACUCUUUGUCAGGGACAGACCCUGCUUUGUCGGAUGGCUCAGUGGGCUCAGCCCCCUCUCUUGGUUUAAGUCCUGGACCCCCCUGCAGCACAGAAAGCACCAGAAGUCAAGACAAGAAUAAGUCAAAAAGCCAAAUGAUGAGUGAAGGAGUGGAUGACGAGGGCCUGGAAGAAAGGGGGGAUGAGAAGGACUGUGAGUCCAAAGCAGGAUUUGUUGCAUCAUUCUUGGACUUCCUUAAGACAGGAAAGAGACCUCCAGGCUUGGAUAUCUCACCGGGAAUGGAACAUGACAACGGUGAAACUUCUCCCUGUAAAUCUGGGGGUCUACGUCCACUGUCUCCUGCCCCUCCUCCCCCACCACCACCAGCUCCAUUUGGGGAUGGUGAAGGUAAUGGGGGCCUGGCACUAGGCAGUUGCCCCAGUCCUAAACGUUUAGAAGAUGAGCUGAAGAGGAACCUGGAGACCUUGCCUUCAUUCUCCUCUGAUGAGGAGGACUCGGUCGGAAAGAACCAGGACCUGCAAAAGAGCAUCUCCUCUGCUAUCUCUGCUCUGUAUGACACUCCUCAGCUGACCUCUAACCUCCAGCCCCCACUGCCUCCUCCACCUCCACAACCUCAGCCACAGCCUCCACAGGCCCCUCUGACGCCCACCCUGCCACCUCCAACACUUAGCCCACAGCACCCCCUGCAUACCCCCCAUACCCAGCCUCAGUCCAAUGAGCCAGAUGUCCUGCAACAAGAAGAUGGAGACAUGGAUGAGAACAGAGAGGAGGAUAAUGAGGAGGAGGAGGAGGAGAGGAGCACAGGAGGGGAUGGCGAAAGCGAUAUGACAGAGGAGAGAGAACCACAGCUGGAAACUCUAGGAGCCCCUAAGCUUGAAACAUCCCUUCCUGAAAUGCCCCCAGCACCACCAACUCCUGAACCCCCCUCUGCCCCUCCUUCUCCAGCAUCAUCCUCGUCACCCUGUCACUCCCCCCUCCCUCCUCUCUCUCUCCCCUCACCUCCUCCUCCCCCAGAGCAACAGCAGGAGAACUCCCAGCCUCCAAGCCCCGUUGCUCCCACGCCCCCCUCACCACCGCCACCCCCUCCUGCCACCCUACCUCCACCUUCCACUCCUCCACCUCCUCCUCAGACCUCUUCUCCUCCCCCUUCCACAACACAAAAAGACUCUCCCAUGCCUUCACCGGAGUCUCCUGCCUCUCCUGAAGAGCGCCCAGCUCCUAAGAUCACCUCCCUGCACCUGGCACAGAAACAGGAAGACGCUGCCAUCGUUGGAGAGAGUGAGGAGGACGAGAGUGAGAGUGGAGGGGAGGGCAUCUUCAGAGAAAGGGAUGAGUUUGUGGUGCGAGUGGAAGACAUUCGAACUCUUAAGCUGGCCCUGCAGACAGGCCGUGAGCCUCCUCCCAUCUGGAGGGUGCAGAAAGCCCUGCUGCAGAAGUUCAGCCCAGAGAUCAAAGAUGGCCAAAGGCAGUUCUGCGCCACAAGCAAUUAUCUUGGCUACUUUGGAGAUGCAAAGAAGCGUUACCAGAGAAUCUAUGUCAAGUUUUUGGAGAAUGUCAACAAGAAGGACUACGUCAGAGUCUGCUCCCGAAGACCUUGGCGCAGAGCCACACCUGCUCUCAGACGCCAAAGCCUCCCCAGAAUGGCCUCCCCCCCUACUACACAGGUACCAUCAAGGGUACCAGAGAAAGAGGAAAGAGUGGCUCCACCCAUCCAGGCUGAACAGAGGGAGAAGACUAAAACGACAACAACAACAACGACGAAAGAACCACGGGAGAAAAAAGAAGCCCCAGCCACAGUGCCCAAAGCCAGGGAGAAAGUGAAAGACAGGGAGACCGAGAAGGAGAAGGAGAGGGAGAAAGAAAAGGAGAAACGAGUUCAGGUGCAGCAGGAGAAAGUGGACAAACGUACAGCAGAAAGAGGGAGGGAAAAAGAGGGAAGGAAAGCAGUGGAGAGGAAGGAAAAGGAAAAGCCUGAACGCCCACCCAAGUCCAAGAUGGCCAAAGUCAAGGCAGAGCCACCGCCAAAGAAGAGGAAGAAGUGGCUAAAAGAAGUACCCUCAUCAUCUGACUCGGACUCAUCGGACGAGGCCGCCAGUGAGAAUGAAAUGCCAGUGAAAGGCGGAGUGAAUAACCGUGCCAUGAGGGAGAUGUUCAGGAGCUAUGUGGAGAUGCUGGUCAGCACAGCCCUGGACCCAGACAUGAUCCAAGCUCUUGAGGACACUGACGAUGAGUUGUACCUCCCCCCAAUGAGGAAGAUUGACAGCAUCCUCAGCGAACAGAAGCGGAGGUUAUUAAGGAGAGUCAGCAUGAGCUCUCAGCACCAGGAGGUCCUGCAUGCCUACCCUCAGAUCAUUGUAGACCCUCUGGACUCAGGAGUGGUGAGGGUGCGGCUAAGCGGGGAUGCUUACAACCGCAAGACCCUCAACAGAGUCAAAAAGACCCUGCCUAAACCACAGGACCUUAAACUCUCAUCCGACUCAUAUCGGAUCUACAGUCUCUACCACUCCCUGCAUCACUAUAAAUACCACACCUUCUUACAGUGCAAGAAAGAGACCAACACAAUUGAGCAGGCGGCUGAGGACCCAGGCCAAGAGGAAGUGGUGCAGCAGUGUAUGGCCAACCAGAGCUGGCUGGACACCCUCUUCAGCUCCUUCAUUGAGCUGCUCACACUCAGCACCAAAGCCUGAGUUGGCUGCACAGAGAAACGGAGAGAUGGAAUAAAUUAAAGCAAGAGUAUUAAAAAACAAAACUAACACGGACAGAGAUGGAUCCUAUUGUACAGCCCCCGACCCUCUUCAAGUCUCUAAGAUCUGAGGAUGAAAUUUUUUAAGGCCCUUGAUGAACGCAAGGGGGUCUGUUCAUGUGACCUCAGACACUGGCCUCUGCUCUGUUUUUUUUUUUUUUCUCCUUUUUUUUCCUGUUGUUGAUCAAUGACUUAAGAAAUGUCUUACUCUGUGAAAAGGGGGACCUCACAGGAUCAGGGGUCACUGGCAGGUCAAGGAUGAGUUGGCCGGCAAUGAGAUGUGAGUUUGAAGGACAAAGAGGAGGAGCUGUUAACGGCAAAGUCAACGGAGGAGCCACUGACAUCUUGUUAACUGUGUGUCAUACAGACAGUAGUUCAAAGAGAAACUAUUACCGCUUAGUUUUUACAUAAAUUAUUUUUUGAAAAGACUAACAUCAGCUGUUGGCUUUUGAAAAGAGUGGAAGAGGGUGAGAAUGCUUUUUAAACUGUGUGUAAAGUGUGCUGUGAGCAGCGUGAACAUGGACUCCACAGAUAGAAACAUGAAAUGUGUUAAGAAACCCUCUCUCUCAUCCUGUGCUAUGUGAAGGGCAGCACCAGUCAGCUGUGUGAUAAUAUAUAAACACAUUUUUAUUAUUUAUAUGAGGAGGUUUUUAACUUAAACUCUCACAAGCGCUGGGGAGCUGCCCUAACAUUUUAAAUACUUUUUGAUUUCCACAGGUUCAGUAUACAAUCGUAACCCACAUAUCCAAGUUGUCUUCCCCUCUAUACAAAAGAACAGAAGUCGAGACAAAAAUAUUGUAUCAAAUACAGUGGGUGUAAAAAAAACAAACAAAAAAAACCAAAAAAAAUUUCAAAAACUAAUGAAAAAAUAAACAAAAAAAGAUGGAAGAAAAGGAAAAAAAGGAGAAUGGGAAAAUCUAUUUGAAACUUAACAUUGUUGUGCUUCAGUUCAAUCAUCAGUCAUGCAGGUGCAAAGAAAAAGAAGUGAACUAUCCAUUUCCCAUGUGGGAAGAAGGAGUAUAAAUAAGUAAUAUUUAAAGAGGAAAUAGUCAUUUCAUUUUUAUCAUUUUGAUGUUUGUGCAUACUAUGACUUAUUUUGAAAACAAUCUAAUUUUCCAUAAAAAAAGGAAAAAAAGGUGUGUAAAUAUUGUACAGUUCUUGAUGAAAUUCUUUGUCCUUCUGUACAUUAACUCUCCUGUAUUUGAGAAACAAAUAAAAUCCGCAAAGA
Messenger RNA from Sphaeramia orbicularis (orbiculate cardinalfish), 10066 nucleotides. RefSeq names its product proline-rich protein 12-like. Lineage: Eukaryota; Metazoa; Chordata; Actinopteri; Kurtiformes; Apogonidae. The record is from RefSeq and is a predicted model, not a curated record.